Culicoides brevitarsis is the source of this 696-nucleotide messenger RNA. Its product is annotated as probable cytochrome P450 4d20. NCBI's taxonomy places the organism in Eukaryota, Metazoa, Arthropoda, Insecta, Diptera, Ceratopogonidae. The transcript has 4 exons. Bases 1 to 696 code for a protein of 231 amino acids. Gene Ontology annotation, molecular function: heme binding; iron ion binding; oxidoreductase activity, acting on paired donors, with incorporation or reduction of molecular oxygen. The record is from RefSeq and is a predicted model, not a curated record.
AUGUCGGAAAAGGAAGACAUCAAAGCUAUUUUGACGAAUCCAAAGAUGCUAGAUCGCCCCAUUGAAUUUGACAUUUUCAAAGCAUGGCUUGGUGAAAGUCUUUUUACGUACAAUGGUGAUGGAUUUGACACAAUGUCUUCUUCGCUAUCUUUCCUCACUUUCUGCUUAGCCAAAUAUCCAGAAGUUCAGGAGAAAGUUUAUCAGGAAAUCAAGGAAAAUAUUAAUCCAGAUGAGCCUCUUACCGUUCAAACAUUAAACACACUAAAAUACACGAAUUUAGUCAUAAAAGAAGCUCUAAGGAUGUAUACACCUGCCCCUUCAGUACUUCGUUCUAAUUCAGAACCUCUUGAACUAAAUGGAUACACUUAUCCUGCAAAUACAUCUUUCGUUUUAAGUCUCUACAAUGCACACCUUAAUCCUGAAAAUUAUCAAGAUCCCGAAAAAUUCUUGCCAGAAAGACAUGACGUUAUCAAGAGCUCAGAGAAUAAUAACAUUUUUAGUUUUCUUUCUUUUGCACCAGGAGUACGCGGAUGCCGAGGUAACAAAAUUGCAGAAUAUCAGUUGAAAACAUUUGUCGUUAAAAUGUUAAAUUCAUAUAAAAUUGGUUUGAAAGAAGGUUUUGAGCCGGAGCUUUCAUGGGAUAUUGUGUUAAAGCCUUACAACGGAAUAUGGAUUAACUUGAGUGCUCGCAAUUAA